AUGGGUUUGCAGAACUGGGUGCAUGAAACCAAUCUCGCGGUGGCUCGCAGCCCCGUGGGGAGAUGGUUCCGGUUGGAGAACUCGGGCCAUCCCAAGGAACGCAAGGGUAGUUUCUUCUUCACCGAGCUCCGCGCCGGUCUCGCCACCUUCUUCGCGAUGGCGUACAUCAUCAGUGUCAACGCGACCAUCACCUCCGAAUCGGGUGGUCCCUGCGUCUGUCCCGCGGACAGCAUGUCCGAUCUCUGCGCCACCAACACGGAGUACCUACUGUGCGUCGAGGAGGUCAACCGCGAUGUCGUUACCGCGACCGCUGCCAUUUCGGCCCUGUCGACCUUCUGCAUGGGACUUUUCGCCAAUCUUCCGGUCGCACUCGCCCCAGGCAUGGGUCUCAACAGCUAUUUCGCAUACACAGUGGUCGGAUAUCACGGAUCGGGUUUGAUUCCUUAUGGAAUCGCUUUGACGGCCGUCUUUGUGGAAGGUUUCGUCUUCUUGGCUCUGACGCUGUUGGGUAUCCGACAAUGGCUGGCCCGUGCGCUACCUGCCUCGAUCAAGCUGGCCACCGGCACGGGUAUCGGACUGUAUCUGACCUUGAUCGGCCUCACUUAUAGUGCGGGUAUCGGACUUGUGACGGGCGGCACCAGUGUGCCCAUCGAUCUGGCAGGAUGUACCGAGAGCCUAAAGGAUGCGACCACUGGUGCUUGUCCUUCCUCCGCCGUCAUGCGCAGCCCGACCAUGUGGAUCGGUAUCUUCUGCGGUGGUGUGCUCACCGUCGUGCUCAUGAUGUACCGAGUCAAGGGUGCUAUCAUCAUGGGUAUCCUCCUUGUCUCUAUCAUCUCGUGGCCCCGCCCCACCGAUGUCACCUAUUUCCCUCAUUCUUCGAUCGGAGACAGCCGUUUCGACUUCUUCAAGAAGGUGGUGACCUUCCAUCCCAUCACGCGCACGCUCGUCGCGCAGGAGUGGAACAUCAGUGGUCACGGCGCGAAGUUCGGGUUGGCUUUCAUCUCGUUCUUGUAUGUCGACAUUCUCGACACGACGGGAACGCUGUAUUCGAUGGCGCGCUAUGCAGGCACGAUUGAUCCGGUCACGCAGGACUUCGAGGGCAGCUCUAUUGCCUAUAUGGUGGAUGCCAUUUCGAUCUCGAUCGGGUCUCUAUUUGGAGUUCCGCCCGUGACGGCUUUUGUAGAGAGUGGAGCCGGUAUCUCAGAAGGAGGCAAGACGGGGCUGACAUCCUGCAUGACGGGCCUGUGCUUCUUCAUCUCGGUGUUCUUCUCGCCAAUCUUUGCCUCGAUCCCUCCCUGGGCGACUGGUUGCACGCUGGUCAUCGUCGGGGCGCUGAUGGCGCAGGCGGCGACGCAGAUCAACUGGAAGUACCACGGCGAUGCCAUUCCGGCAUUCUUGACGAUUGCCAUCAUGCCGUUCACGUAUAGUAUCGCGUACGGGUUGAUUGCCGGUAUCUGCAGCUACAUCACGAUCAACGGCAUCACGUGGGUGCUGGCGAAGGUGACGGGCGGGCGGUUGGUGCCGCCCAACCUGGACGAGAGUGAGCCAUGGACGUGGCGGAUUCCCGGCGGGCUGUUCCCUCCGUGGUUGAAGCGGGCGGCGCGAGGUAAGAAAGACUUUUGGCGUGACGAUUCGAUGGAUCGCCAGGCACCAUCUGCCACCCAAUGA
This is a messenger RNA of Aspergillus fijiensis CBS 313.89, 1668 nucleotides long. RefSeq names its product NCS2 family permease. Gene Ontology annotation, molecular function: purine nucleobase transmembrane transporter activity. Lineage: Eukaryota; Fungi; Ascomycota; Eurotiomycetes; Eurotiales; Aspergillaceae. The record is from RefSeq and is a predicted model, not a curated record. The transcript is spliced from 5 exons. Bases 1 to 1668 code for a protein of 555 amino acids. Gene Ontology annotation, cellular component: plasma membrane. Gene Ontology annotation, biological process: transmembrane transport.